Salarias fasciatus (jewelled blenny) is the source of this 1011-nucleotide messenger RNA. It is a transcript of the gene dpm3, whose product is annotated as dolichyl-phosphate mannosyltransferase subunit 3, regulatory. The record is from RefSeq and is a predicted model, not a curated record. The coding region runs from base 75 to 353 and encodes 92 amino acids. Lineage: Eukaryota; Metazoa; Chordata; Actinopteri; Blenniiformes; Blenniidae. Gene Ontology annotation, cellular component: endoplasmic reticulum membrane; dolichol-phosphate-mannose synthase complex. The transcript is spliced from 2 exons. Gene Ontology annotation, biological process: GPI anchor biosynthetic process.
CGUCAUCACCGCGCGCAGAGCUGAGCUGGCGUUUGAAAGGAGGUUGUUCACAUAGCUGGCCGUUCGCCUGAAAUAUGACCAAGCUUCUGCAGUGGCUGUUCGGAGUGUCUCUGGUGGGCUUGGUCUGGGCGGUGGUCACCUUCGACCUGCUGGAGCUGAGCCUGCCGCGGCCCUACAGAGAGGUGGCCUGGCCCAUGCCUCUCUACCUGCUGGUGUCGUUUGGCUGCUACUCGCUGGCCACGGUGGGAUACAGGGUGGCCACCUUCAACGACUGCGAGGAGGCGGCGAAGGAGCUGCAGGAACAGAUCAAAGAAGCCAAAGAGGACUUGAGAAGAAAGGGCUUGAAGAUGUAGAGCCCCUAAAAGACAAUGCAGAACAAUUCAUAGGAGGAAAGUACUGACCGCUGUCACGUGUUUCCACUUCUGUGAUGUGUGAAACUCCUCAGACGCUCUUCCGCACCAUCAUUUUCCACUGGUUGAUCAGGACAACCUCGUGGAUAAUAACAGUUACUGAAAAUGUGUCUCAUUUGUAACAUGGGCUCAAUUAGCGCCUUGGCUGAUGUGCACGUGAUGUUUUAACAUGAGCAUCUUUGAAUGUAAUGUGCAUCUGUCUGUCAGGAUGGAAAACACACACGCAGCGCAAACAUUCAAACGUUUCCCCAGGUCCUGAUGUAAGUGAAGCUUACCUAAACCCGAAAACCAGUUCUGAUCUGUACAGGAAUAUGGUGUUGGAAGCUGUUUUGCUAGUAAUCAUUUGUUUGCUAAAAAGUGAAGACAUCAAUCCAAAUGAGUACAUUGCAACAACCUGAGAGUUUUUUUUUUUUUUUUUAAUUUUCAGUUGUUUUCAAUCUGCUUCUUUACCGAUUUGUCACUGGUUAGACUGCUUGUCAGUUUAGGUGCGUUAGAUUUUAUCUGUAAAAUAAAGUGUACAUUCCUUUUGUCCAGUGUUGGACCUGCGCCCUGCAGGUGUUGCUGCAAUUGAAUUAAAUGAGAAUCUAUUUUCUUCAGGUUU